UUGUGGGAUGUUUUGAAAACUUCAUUAAUCCGGAUGAAGCUGUCUCUUCGUUUUCUCUUGAUACGACAGCCACAGCGGAAAUCCCGCCUUUCUUGCCUCGCGAUUGGCUGACCGCCGAUCAGUUUCCUCAUCACCCAAUGACAUAUUACAAUGUGGAAAGCAACGUUGACCUCCCCCCGAAAUCACCUCUAAUGAGAAGCCAUGUUUCGGUCUUUAGGACGCGUUCAGCAGUUAAACUGCAACUUCCUGACUCUGCAGAGGCUCAGCGCCACCUCUAAAUUCCAUAUCUGCACGUCCAGAAUGGCUAGCUCGGACUACAGGAUUGAACGAGACACGUUUGGGGAGCUCAAGGUCCCGGCCGACAAAUACUACGGGGCCCAAACUGUCAGAUCGACCAUGAACUUCAAGAUAGGGGGACCAAGUGAGAGAAUGCCCAUCCAAGUGAUCAAGGCCUUUGGUGUACUGAAGAAAGCAGCUGCUCAGGUGAACAAGGAGUACGGCCUGGAUCCAAAAAUAGCCGAGGCAAUCGUCCAGGCUGCAGAUGAGGUUUCAGCCGGUAAGCUGGAUGAUCAUUUCCCUCUGGUGGUGUGGCAGACUGGCUCUGGAACUCAGACUAACAUGAAUGUCAAUGAGGUGAUCAGCAACAGGGCUAUUGAGAUCCUGGGAGGGAAACUGGGCUCCAAGGAUCCAGUUCACCCCAAUGACCAUGUCAAUAAGAGUCAGAGCUCCAAUGACACCUUCCCUACGGCCAUGCACAUCGCAGUAGCCACUGAGGUCCACCAGGUCCUGCUGCCCGGCCUGCAGACUCUGCACGACGCGCUCGCUGCAAAGGCUGAAGAGUUCAAAGACAUCAUCAAAAUUGGGCGCACGCACACUCAGGACGCUGUGCCGCUCUCGCUGGGCCAGGAGUUCAGCGGUUAUGUCCAGCAGGUGAAGUACAGCAUUGAGAGGGUGAAGGCCGCCAUGCCUAGGGUGUACGAGCUGGCAGCUGGAGGCACGGCUGUAGGAACGGGACUCAACACCCGCAUUGGGUUUGCUGAGAAGGUAGCCUCCACCGUUGCUUCUCUCACAGGCCUGCCGUUUGUAACCGCUCCCAACAAAUUUGAAGCCCUGGCAGCUCACGACGCCCUGGUAGAGCUGAGCGGGGCUCUCAACACUGUGGCCGUCAGCAUGAUGAAGAUCGCCAAUGACAUCCGCUUCUUGGGGUCAGGACCCCGCUCAGGCCUGGGAGAGCUCAUCUUACCAGAGAAUGAGCCAGGAAGCAGCAUCAUGCCGGGCAAGGUGAACCCAACCCAGUGUGAGGCCAUGACCAUGGUGGCAGCCCAGGUGAUGGGGAACCACGUGGCCGUCACCGUCGGAGGCAGCAACGGACACUUUGAACUCAACGUCUUCAAGCCGAUGAUGGUGAAGAACGUGCUGAACUCCGCACGGCUGCUCGGUGACGCCUCAGUCUCCUUCACCAACAACUGUGUGGUGGGCAUCCAGGCCAACACGGAGAGGAUCAACAAGCUCAUGAACGAGUCCCUCAUGCUGGUCACAGCGCUUAACCCUCACAUCGGGUACGACAAGGCGGCCACCAUCGCUAAAACGGCUCACAAGAAGGGCUCAACCCUGAAGGCUGUGGCCGUGGAGCUGGGCUAUCUGACCGAAGAGCAGUUUGACCAGUGGGUGAAGCCAAGUGACAUGCUGGGGCCAAAGUAAACUGACAACCCAAGGAAAAAAAAAACAAACUCUUUUAAACAAAAGAAAAGAGUAUUUAAGUAAAUCAGAUGUGGAACUGAAUAAGCAUUUUUUUUGGAUCCAGAACUUUUCAUCUCUCAACAAAAAUCUGGCUGUUGUAUGACGCAACUUGCGUAAUAUCUGGCAUACUGGUUGUGUUCAAUGUGCACUGUGUCAUGGUUCUUUGGUAUGGUUGAAACAGCUGAUGCAGCUCUACACACCUUUAUCUUUGUGUCUUAUCAGGGAAUGUUUUAAGAAGUAGCAGCAGUAAAGCUUUGCCAUCAAUAUGACUUAAUUUUGUACAUGUAAACAUGUAAAGUCUUUUUUUUUUUUUUUCCCUUCCAGAGUCAGAAUACUUUUAACUCCUCCUCAGCUUGUAGUCGAUAACACCGCAGCUCGGAGUGCCAUUGUGGUUGCUUCAAAACACUACAUAACAUUGUACCUCGUGUGUUUUGGUUUACACGAUGUGUGCCAUUUAUGCCAUGUGUCCGUUAAAUGAAAUGCGUUUAUUAAAACAAAUUCAGUCUUA
Oreochromis aureus is the source of this 2248-nucleotide messenger RNA. It is a transcript of the gene fh, whose product is annotated as fumarate hydratase. NCBI's taxonomy places the organism in Eukaryota, Metazoa, Chordata, Actinopteri, Cichliformes, Cichlidae. Gene Ontology annotation, biological process: fumarate metabolic process; malate metabolic process; tricarboxylic acid cycle. Gene Ontology annotation, molecular function: fumarate hydratase activity. The transcript has a single exon. The record is from RefSeq and is a predicted model, not a curated record. The coding region runs from base 202 to 1701 and encodes 499 amino acids. Gene Ontology annotation, cellular component: tricarboxylic acid cycle heteromeric enzyme complex; mitochondrion.